Molecule: messenger RNA, 6387 nt
Organism: Diaporthe citri
Lineage: Eukaryota; Fungi; Ascomycota; Sordariomycetes; Diaporthales; Diaporthaceae
Exons: 5
Coding region: 1-6387 (2128 amino acids)
Biological process (GO): secondary metabolite biosynthetic process; amino acid activation for nonribosomal peptide biosynthetic process
Cellular component (GO): cytoplasm
Molecular function (GO): phosphopantetheine binding; catalytic activity
Source: RefSeq, a predicted model, not a curated record
AUGAAUUGUCUAGUCGAAUUGUUCCAGGAUCAUGUCUCGGCAAACCCUGAUGCCAUUGCCUUGGAAGACAGUACCGAACCUGGCCUCUCCCAACAGUUGACUUACCGAGAACUCGAUGCGGCAUCCGACAGCCUGAGCAUCGAGUUAGCAAAUAGAAUCGAGAGCACCCUUGACCGGGUAAACCCCGGCUUAAUCAUAACGACCAAGCCGGAUGUGCUGUCGGCCACCUCAGAGCAGUAUCAUAUACUGCAUAUUCGGCCAGAUGGAGGCAGUUUCAAAUUUUUGGCAAGCCAAGCUGCUUCGUCCGCCAUCACACCACAGAAUGCGGAUCUGCAGAGUCAGAGCGGCUCUGUCGAGGAGGACUGGGCUUACCUCAUCUUCACGAGCGGAAGCACAGGGAAGCCAAAAGGGGUCAUCGUAAAACAGAAGUCGAUAUCGACGCUUGUGACGGAACGCAACCCUCACCUGCCAUUCAACUUGAGUGCCGGACCGGAGGACAGGGUGCUUCUGAUAUUUUCUUUUGCAUUUGACGCCUGUGCAUACGUUAUCUUGUCUACGCUCUGCAACGGUGCCACACUCGUCCUUUCGAGCCCUGUAACGUUAGCGGACGUUGCAAAUACUUGCACAAUAUGGAUCACCACACCCAGCAUCCUCUCAGCCAUGGACCCAACGAGAGGUUACAAGAACGUCAAAUGGAUCAUCAUGGGUGGUGAAUCGCCGACACCGUCGCUGAUCAAGAACUGGAGCGUCCCAAACCGAAGGCUCAUCAACGCCUACGGCCCUACCGAGGCCACCUGCGUGGUCUCCAUGGCCGAGAUGCGUCCUGACGAGCCCAUCACGAUGGGCUGGCCAAUUCCCUACUGCAAGGUGCUCCUCGUGGAUGCAGACGACAACGAAGCCGACGAGGGCGAGAUGAUCUUAGGCGGCCCAGGGAUCGCAGUCGGCUACCUAGGGGACGAGGAGCUGACCCGCAAGAUGUUUAUCCGGCGCAACGGGGAGACCUUCUACCGGACGAAGGAUUACGCCAAGCGGACCAAAGAUGGCUAUGUCUUCUGUGGGAGGAAGGACGGGGUUGUCAAAAACCGCGGCUUCCUGGUAAACCUAGAGAGCGAGGUCGAGCCAGCCAUGAUGAGCUCGAGCGGGGACGAGCCAUCGCUCAGGGUCCAACAAUGCGCCGCAAUCAAAUCACCCGAGGGCUCGCUGGUCGGCUUUGUGUCCCCAGCAGGCACGGCGGAGAGCCUCCGGGAGCGGAUGCUCGAGCACUACUCGGCCUUCCUAGUCCCUGAUAUCAUUCACGGGAUCGAGUCCUUCGCACUGACUCCAAACGGCAAGAUCGACCGGAAGGCACUGCUCGUUCUGCACGAGAAGACUCAGCUGCCGCAGUUCCUAAACGCGGACAUUUUCCUGCAGCACGUGCGGGACCAAGGGAAAUCGAUUACUCCCCUGGAGGCUGUGAGGCAUGCUAUCUGUACGGUGCUGAGAGUCGUACAGGCACGUAUGGGAGAUGAUGCCUCGUUCCGCGCUUUGGGUGGACACUCGCUUGCUGCGGUGAUGCUGGUGUCUACACUCAGAAAGCUCGGCUUCCUCACGGAUGUCGCGACAAUUUACGGCAAAGAUACGGUGGCUGCUAUAGCAUCAGCGUUGGAGAGGACGGAGAUCGACUCAGGGGAGAGAUUUUCUUUGGAGGCUACCGAAACCGAUCGAGCGAGCUUCCGGGAGGCCCUGUCAAUUCCCAACGGCGAGCUGGAAGAUGUGCAAGUCUUCCCCGCCACCGACAUGCAGACUCGCAUGAUCAGGGGAACAGUCGCAAGCCCAUCUAUGAACUUCCUCAAGAUGAGCAUGACGUUUGAUCAUCCGAAAGCGGACCACGCAGUAUUCCUCCACGCUCUCCACCAAGCAUGGAGUGCUUUGGUCAAGAAACACUCAAUUUUGCGUACGUCAUUUCGCCUUGACAGCCUAUCUGAGCCAGUUCAGGUCCUGAAUGCGGCUCAUAGGAUUCAGUGGGAGGAAGCGACGGUCGACUCAGAGAUUGAAUGGGAGACGACAAAAGACAAUACAGCCCGUUUCCAGCCCGAGGAGCUCACCUCAUUUGAUGAACGAGACGUCCACGCGCUGUCCAGAUUCCAGGUCAUCAGCAUCCCCGGGGAAAAGUCACGAGUGGUUUGGACAGUUCACCAUGCGCUGAUAGAUGGCUGGUCCGCGAGCUUCGUGCUCCAUGACCUAUGGGAACUGCUACACGGAAUCCAGGAGGCUCAGGCCCCAUGCCCACAGUUCUACGACGCGGCCUGGUGUUUGCGCAAUCUGACGAGGAGGGACUCAGGGUCAGCGAAAGCAUUCUGGAAGGACUUGCUCCAUGUCCAGAGCCAGAAUAUCCCUCGUCUUCGCCUUGCUCCGCCCUCGGCAGAGGCACCCAAGCCGCGCCCGCAGGCGGAACUUCAUCGCAGAAUGUCUGUGCCGAUGAGUCAACUGAUCGACGCCGCGAAAGAGCGUGGAGUGACCACAGCCGCAAUCGUGUAUAGUGCAUGGGCGAUUCUGCUCUCCAGAUAUUGUGACUCCCAAGCCGUCGUCCUCGGCGCAGUUCUUUCCGGGCGAAGCCUCGCGUUAGACGGUGUCGAGGAGAUCGUCGGGCCUUUGGUCAACACGUUGCCCAUGCCAGCCGCAGUCGAUACCGGCAUGGCCAUGACAGAGUUCCUGCAGCAGACCUUCCAGACACUCUGCCGCGUUCUCGACUUCCAGUGGACGCCCAACUCGCUUAUCCAGGAGGCCACCGGCUUCAGGGGCACAGAAUAUUACGACACGCUCUUGGCAAUCCAGUAUGACUUCCCAGAAACUGAAUGGCCUGACAACAAGCCGCAACUGUGCUCGCCGCCCUACGAUGUGUCAUAUGUCGAGACUACGGAGAUGCCUCUGACAGUCAUGCUGGAUGUGGUUCACGGGCAUCUGGACGCGAGGUUUAUGUACCAGGCAUCUCACUUUGGCGAGGAGACGGUCGAGCGUAUGACACGCCACUUCGAAAACAUCUUGGUUGCUUUCCUCGACGCCUGCUUUGAGGACCCACGGCAGUCUGGACAAACUGUUGGCGACAUCUCUAGCCUCAUGCUGGGGCGUGAAGAACUACAAGAGCGCCUGAACUGCACUGGCAAAGAGCUUGAGGAGCCCUACCAAGGCCCAGAGACUCUAUCCGAGGCGUUUGAGGACUCAUUGAAGGCGCACGGAGAUCUUGUUGCCGUUGAAGGCCUAAUCAAGAGCCUGACGUAUCGCGAGCUGGAUACAAAGACGGCCCACAUCUCUAGAGUGCUGAGAGAACACGGAGCCAAGCCUGGGAAGAUUGUCUGUGUCGUUGCGGACGGGUCUGUUGAGUGGCUCUUGGCAAUCAUGGCCGUCGUCAGAACUGGUGCUGCGUAUUGUCCGAUCGACCACAAGCUUCCGUGGGAGCGGCAGCAAUACAUGAUAUCUGUUUGCUCGCCGCCAGUGGUGCUCUUCCCGAACACAUCAUCCAGGGAAAGCUCGGCCCGGUUUGGCGUGCCAAUUCUGUCCGACGUGCAGACGAUACUCUCGGUUGAUGAUACGAAUGAACUUCCAGUGGAUCACACUGGCGGGUAUGGAUUCCCGAAGGCUGUCCAACUCCAACACAAAGGGAUCCUCUCCCUCUUGAGCCAUGCCCCAGCAAGACUCUACUCCAAGCCCGGCCAGCGCAAUGCCCAGCUGCUAUCCCUCGGUUUCGACUGCUGCGUCAAGGAAGUUUUCUCCAGCUUGCUUUACGGAGCGACACUCGUGCUGAAAGAUGCUUCAGACCCCCUGGCACACUUGUCCAAGGUUGACGCCACCGUGGGCACCCCGUCCUUGAUUUCCAGCCUUGAUCCCGCUCAAUACCCCAACAUGAAGAUUAUCACACUUGUUGGUUACCUCAACAACGAACAAGAAACCAAAACGCGCUUCCUGCGAGACCCCUUCCGCGAGGGCUGGACGAUGUUCCGGACGGGUGACAUGGGCCGCUGGCUCGAGUCCGGAGACAUCGAGUACAUCGGCCGCAACGACAACCAGGUCAAGGUGCGGGGCUUCAGGCUCGACCUCGGCGACGUGGAGGCUUCCAUCCUGCGCGUCGCCCCGGACAUCGACAACGUCGCCGUGGUGGUGGCCGGAGGCACCCUCCGAGCGUUUGUGACGCCGGAGAGCGUGGACACCGACCAGCUCCUGCAGCUGCUCCGGCGGCACUUGCCAGAGUACAGCACCCCGAAUAUCAUCACUGCGCUGAAGGAGCUGCCGGUUUCGCGCAACGGCAAGGUCGACAGGGCCCAACUGGCGGAAAUGCGGUUGGAGCGUGAUGCCGGCCUGCAGCCACUGGACUCCCAGACGGAACGAGAUGUUGCCGGCGUCUGGGCCGAGCUGCUUGGAAGGGACUUGGAAGAAAGCCCUAUCGGCGCAUCGGAUGGGUUCUUCGAGAUUGGAGGUCACUCUCUCCUCCAGAUACGUCUGGCACAAAGGCUUUCGAAGCUGUGGGGGACUAAAGUGCCACUGAGGAUUGUCAUUCGCCAUCAGAUUCUGCGUGGCCUAUGUCAGGCCCUGGACGAGCAUCUAGGGCGGGAGCACAGCAUGCCAUCGGGAAAGAAGCUGCCUGCAGUGGAAGAUGACGACUGCCCAAAGCGCUUUGUUGACACCAAGAAGUCCGUGAGGCCGGAAAAGCUACCAGCUUCAUAUUUGGAGCAGGAAAUGGUACUCAACCAACUCUUGUGCGAGGGGUCGCCGAUGUGGAACAUUGUGUACUCAUGUAACGCGUAUGGCCCUCUGGAUGUGCAACGCCUGGUCACGGCAUACCGGCGCAUGGUGACAAAGCACGAAGUGCUACGCUCCCGGUUCCAUGUUGAGACUGACGGCACAGUGACCCGCUCGAUCCGGCCUGCUGGAGAAUGGAAGCUGGAAAAUCACACAUGCACGCAACACGAGGUUGACGAGUUCGUUUCCAAAACGGUUCAGCGCCCAUUGGACCCUUUCAAAGAACCGCUAUUCCAGAUACACACCGCCAGCAUAACCCCGUGGAAGACAACCAUCAUCGUCGUUAUUUCUCACAUCAUUGGCGACGGCCCAACCUUACACUACGCCCUGAGGGACAUCUCAGCUGAGUACGGACGGCUUGCGAUCACAGAUGGCUUGGAUAAAAUCCCAGCGUCUGCCUCCCCGCCAGCAUCUUCUCUGAACUACCUCGACUGGUCUUCAUGGGCAAGUGACGCCCUACUCAGGUCCCCCAAUGAUGACACAGCGUGCUUCUGGAAAACGCACCUCUCCACCCCAGAAGUAUGCCGUCCGCUCGGCCAGCCUCCCCAACCUCACAGCUACCGCGGCCGCACACGCACCUGGACCGUCCGACCACAGCACCACAGACGCCUAGCCGCGCUGAGCCUCGCCCACGGCAUCACCAUGCACCAGCUAGCGCUCGGCACGACGUUCCUCGCGCUGCAGAGCAUCCAGCCCCACCCCGCCCGGGGCCCAGUGACCGUUGCUCUCGGGGCCCCGAUGACGAUGCGCACCGAGGUCGGCACCGAGGACAUGCUGGGGAUGUUCCUGGACCGGCUCGUCGUGCCGCUGACCUGGGACUUUGGACAAUCUUCCGGCGCCGGCGAUAGAACGCCUAGAGACUCAGGCUCGCUGGGUGACUUCCUCGAAAUGGUCGGGGACCGCAGCAGGGCCGCCCUGGCGCACUUUGUCCCCCACCGGGUGCUCCGGAAUAUCCUGCGGGAGUCAUCAUCACAGGACCUUGCGGCCAACAGGGCCGAGCCGAGCCUGGCGUGGCCGCUGUUCCAGGUCAUGGUGUCGUUCCACACGGCGGUGGAGACGGCGGGGGGCCGGCUGAGGCUGGAAGGUGUCGAGACCGUGGAGCACGAGGAUGCCCGACCCCAGUGCGCCAAGUUCCCUGUCAUGGUUGAAUUCACGGAUAAGGGCGACCGGGGAUUACAGGUCGAGUUGGAGUGCGCUGAUGGGCUGCUGGUCGAGGAGAGGGUGGUCAGGCUGGAGAGUGCCCUGGCGCUGGUCCUGGAGCUGAUCGGGGGAGGUGCGAGCAUCGAUGGGAUCAUGCGGACUAUUACAGAUACCGCGGUCAGGCAGGAUGACAGGCUGCCUACGCCGCAGUCGGAGAGGGAGUCACUCAACUAUAAGCAGGAGACGAGGGGGAGCGCAGGUAGCAGAAACGAUGACGGCAGGGCGUUGGCUAUCAAGGAAGCUGUGGCAGAGUGCCUUGGUUGUUCCCUGAAGAGUUCCAAUGGCCCUGAGACAUUCUGGGAGCUGGGUGCGAGUAGUAUGGACGCACUGGCCCUGCAGAAGCUGUGCGAAAAGAAGGGCGUAGAAGUGGAUCUGAGGGCAAUGUUUGGGACGCCGGACAUCACGACAUGGUAG